Messenger RNA from Galeopterus variegatus (Sunda flying lemur), 442 nucleotides. It is a transcript of the gene RBIS, whose product is annotated as chromosome unknown open reading frame, human C8orf59. Bases 77 to 379 code for a protein of 100 amino acids. Gene Ontology annotation, biological process: ribosome biogenesis. Lineage: Eukaryota; Metazoa; Chordata; Mammalia; Dermoptera; Cynocephalidae. Gene Ontology annotation, cellular component: nucleolus. The transcript has 4 exons. The record is from RefSeq and is a predicted model, not a curated record.
ACUUCCUGCACUGUGCGCGUACAGUUGGUGUCAUCUGGAGCUUGAGUUGCUGCACGCGAGUAUCGAAGGUCUGACAAUGGCCAAGAACAAAUUAAGAGGGCAGAAGUCCAGGAAUGUAUUUCACAUAGCCAGCCAAAAGCACUUUAAGGCUAAAAACAAAGCAAAACCAGUUACCACUAAUCUUAAGAAAAUAAACAUUGUGAAUAAUGAAAAAGUUAACAGAGUGAAUAAAGCUUUCAUAAAUAUACAAAAGGAACUUGCACACUUCUCAAAAAGCCUUUCUCUUGAACCUCUACAGAAAAAGCUGAUUCCUCAGCAGCAGCAUGAAAAUGAACCAGUUAACGUUGACGAAGCUACAAGAUUAAUGGCUCAGUUGUAAUACAGUUAUGAUGCAUCAAAUUCCCCCAAAAGACCAAAAAAUUAAAUGUUUUGUACAAUUUUA